AUGUUGUUUAUCAAUUCGAACAGGCCAAUAGACAUAUUCACUCUCGCGGGUCUAAUCUAUGUCUGCGCUCUUUACAAGAUCCACGAUUACCUUCAAGUUAAUAAAGCUGCACGUACCGCCGCUGACAUGUCACAAGACGUCUGCCACCGGCAGCGGCGAUCCCUCAACGAAUUCCAAUCGGGAAGAGCGAAAAAGACACGAGCCGAGCAUGCACGGAUAAAAAGUAGCGGAGCGGGCGCAGCGCCGCGGGAGGCACCGAGCGCGCCCCGCUCACCGCCGCCCCACGCCGCCGCCGCCGCACUCCUAAUGCGCAACUGA
Messenger RNA from Spodoptera exigua (beet armyworm), 318 nucleotides. The record is from the annotation of a GenBank genome assembly. NCBI's taxonomy places the organism in Eukaryota, Metazoa, Arthropoda, Insecta, Lepidoptera, Noctuidae.